AAGGCCGGUAGUUUCAUGCAGGAAGACAAACUGCCGCAAGUCAGAACAGCAAUUUGCUGCUGCCCAUGGCUUAUCUGGCGAGUCAAUAGAUUAAAAACACUCGGUCGAUGCAUGUCUGGUCACUCCCAUAACCAUGGCCAUGGUUGCGGCCACGAAGCCACAGAUGUAGAUCAUGCUCUCGAAAUGGGAAUUGAAUACAGCUUAUAUCAAAAAAUCGACAUGGAAAAUAUGGAAUGUUUGAAUGAGGAAUGUGAUGGCGAUGGUAAAAAAGUUUUCAAGCCCUACGAAGAAAGGUUGGAUGUAACAAAGUAUGUUCAAAGCGAUGCAGAUGAGGAACUAUUGUUUAAUAUACCAUUUACUGGCAACAUAAAACUAAAAGGCAUUAUAGUAGCUGGUGCCAAUGAUGAUUCACAUCCUAGUAAAAUGAGAUUGUUUAAAAAUCGCCCAAAAAUGACAUUUGAUGAUGCCCAAUCUAAAGCUGAUCAAGAAUUCGAACUAACACGAGAUAGUAGAGGUGAAGUGGAAUAUUCCCCCAAAGUAGUUACCUUUUCAUCUGUUCAUCAUUUGUCAAUACACUUCCCUUCGAACUUUGGUGAAGAUAAUACAAAGAUUUAUUAUAUAGGUCUACGAGGUGAAUUCAGUGAAGCCCAUCAUCAUGGUGUUACAAUAUGCACAUAUGAGGCUCGUCCAAAUGUUAGUGAUCAUAAAAAUGAGGCAUUUGAUGCUGUAAACAGGACGAUACAAUAGGAACAGAAAAAAAUGAAUCUGGUAUAUGUAUUUAGAAUAAAAAAAGAACAAAAAAAAAAUAAAAGUAAACAAAUUUUUGAAAUUCCCAA
Stomoxys calcitrans (stable fly) is the source of this 836-nucleotide messenger RNA. RefSeq names its product PITH domain-containing protein CG6153. NCBI's taxonomy places the organism in Eukaryota, Metazoa, Arthropoda, Insecta, Diptera, Muscidae. The record is from RefSeq and is a predicted model, not a curated record. Bases 16 to 747 code for a protein of 243 amino acids. Gene Ontology annotation, cellular component: nucleus. The transcript is spliced from 6 exons.